GACCCCGCGGCCUCUCGGCCCUGCUGUCCGUUUUGUUCAUUAGCGUCCGCUGCCUGUACAUAGCAGGCCGGUGUGCUGACCGGGGGAGGGCUGAGUGAGUGUGUGAGCGAGAGUGUGUGUGUGUAUGUGUAUGUGUGAGGCAGCUGUCGGAGUGUUGAUUAUUUUGGGAAUAAGUGUAACUGAAAGCUAGGAGGAGAGGACAGCGCCACGGUUAGGACACACCGGGGCUCCGCGCAGACAGCAGCAGGGUGAAAAGCGGGCUUUUCUGAAAAUGGAGACGAGCAGUGAAGAGAGGCCAGGAGGCAGGCCCGAGGCCAACCAGCCAUAAGUUUAGCCAAGCCAGCCAUACAGCUAGCUAGCAAGCUAGCAUUUUGUAGCCGAGGUAAACAGAGAUUCAGCUACCGAGGCUAGCGAAAACGAUACAGUUCCUGCUUUUGAUGAGCAUCUCUGUGGUCUCGGUACGAGAGCGAGUCAUUUCUUCAAGUAUUCCGUUUGUAUGUGUGACUUUAUUAUUAUUAUAAUUUUUUUGUAGAACCUUUUUUGUCCAUUUCAUACCUUUCAAACUUCUCUGAAGUUGUUUUUUUUUCUUUUGCGUGGGCUCCAAGUUCUGCAUUUCAGUCAAACUCAAACUUGCCUGUAGUGUGGACUUUACACGGCUAAGCUGUUCACCAGCUCUUUUUUGUCCCAGUCUUUUAUGUACUGUGACAUUAUUUGGUCUAUUUGUCGGAUUUUGUCGGCUUGUUUUCCUGUAGACCAGGACCUCCUGACCUGACCUCAGCUCUGGACUUGGUUUUUAGCUUAGUGAGCAGCUCCUGCUUCGGCUUUGCUACACAGGCAUGGAGGAAAAUGACAACAUGGACUAUUUUUACCAGCAAGUUUUGCAGAAGGAUGUGAGCCGGCGGCUGCAGGUCGGUCCCGACCUCAUCGACUACCUGAGCGACCCGCAGCGAUCCUCGGACGUGGAGCAGGACAAACCUCGCCUGGAUAAAACCAUAGACGAGCUCACGGGCUGGGUCAACUCCAGCAAUUACAAGGUUGCCUUGCUGGGGAUCGAUAUUGUCAGUGCGUUUGUCGACCGGAUGAGCGAUCGCUUUCGAGGUUAUGUAGGCACAGUGGUCCCUGCAUUAGUGGAUCGUCUGGGUGAUGGGAAAGAUCAGGUACGAGAUCAGGCACAGACGCUCAUUCUCAAGCUGAUGGAAGAGGCAGCCACUCCCAUGUAUGUUUGGGAGAGGUUAUUCCCUGCCUUCAAACACAAGAACUUCCGAAGCAGAGAAGGACUGUGUCUGUGCCUGGUCGCCACACUCAACGCGUACGGUGCCCAGCCAUUGAGUCUGAGUAAAUUUGUACCGCAUCUGUGUACACUAACAGGAGACCAGAACCCUCAAGUACGGGAGACCGCCAUAACAGCUCUGGUUGAGGUGUAUCGGCAUGUAGGCGAGCGAGUGAGGGCAGACCUGGGCAAGAGAGGACUGCCAGCUGCACGAUUGCAGACCAUUUUAGGCCGAUUUGAUGAAGUGCUGAAUUCUGGAAAUAUGGCUCUCAGCCUGAGUCAAGAUCGUAGCUUUGAUGACGAUGACUCGGUGGAUGGUAGCCGGCCCUCGUCAGCCCAGGCAGCUUUCAAAGUCCCCAAAGUGCCGAAGAAACCUGCAGAUUCAGCCAGCAGCUCCAGAAGACCCAGUGCUACUGGAGCCACCAAAAUGAGUGUGUCUAAAGAGGGAGCAGGAGCUGUAGAUGAGGAGGACUUCAUUAAAGCAUUCACAGAUGUCCCCACUGUUCAGAUCUACUCCACACGUGAUCUGGAGGAUAAUCUGAACAAGAUACGAGAGAUUCUCUCUGAUGAUAAACACGACUGGGAUCAGAGAACUAAUGCAUUGAAGAAGAUCCGAUCUCUGCUGGUCGCAGGAGCAAAGAACCACGACUGUUUCUACCAGCACCUGCGUGUUCUGGACGGAGCGUUUAAGCUUUCGGCUAAAGACCUGCGAUCGCAGGUGGUGCGAGAGGCGUGCAUCACUGUGGCGCACCUGUCCACAGUGUUGGGGAAUAGAUUUGACCAUGGAGCAGAGGCCAUCGUUCCUGUGUUGUUUAAUCUUAUUCCCAACUGUGCAAAAAUAAUGGCAACCUCUGGCACAGCAGCAAUUCGCAUCAUUAUACGGCAUACACACGUGCCGCGGCUGAUUCCUCUCAUCACGGGAAACUGCACUUCAAAAUCUGUGGCUGUAAGGAGACGCUGUUAUGAGUUCCUGGAUCUGCUACUGCAGGAGUGGCAGACACACUCUCUGGAGAGGCAUGCAGCAGUUUUGGUGGACAGCAUUAAGAAGGGAAUCAGAGAUGCUGACUCAGAGGCUCGAGUGGAGGCCAGAAAGGCCUACUGGGGGCUGCGGUCUCACUUCCCCACGGAGGCGGAGUCUCUGUAUAACUCGUUAGAAUCGUCGUAUCAGAAGACGCUUCAGUCGUGUCUAAAGAGCUCGGGCAGCGUGGCAUCACUCCCACAAUCGGAUCGCUCCUCCUCCAGCUCACAGGAAAGUCUCAAUCGGCCGUUGCCUUCGAAAUGGUCAGCUGCUCCAGGCAGAGUUCCAGCCAGCUCCAAGUCAUCAGGCUCACCAGUUUCCCUGCAGCGAUCUCGGAGUGAUGUGGAUGUAAAUGCAGCAGCCAGUGCUAAGGCCAGACAUAGUGGACAGGCAGGAGGAGCCGGCCGACUUACUACGGCUUUACCCCCAGGCACCUAUGCCUCACUAGAUGAUGCCUCUGAUAAGGAUGGCCGACUACGUGCUAAGCAGCCAUUGUCAACUCCAUCAGGAAUGAGCAGCAGUCAGGUGGACUCAAGGGCCCGGAGCCGAACAAAGAUGGUAUCUCAGUCCCAGCGUUCCGACGAUUCUGAUUGCACGCCAGGAUCACAGUCUGCUACACCUUUUGGUGCGGGUUCUCGCUCUGGCUCUCCAGGCCGUGUGUUGACCAGCACAGCUUUGAGCACACUCAGUACAGGCGCCCAGCGGGUGAGUGCUGCUCCAGGCUCCCAGCGGCGCAGCAGAAUCCCACGCAGUCAGGGCUGCAGCCGAGAUUCAAGCCCCACCCGCCUGUCCGUGGCGCCAUCCAACAUCAGCCACGUCUACAAUGGAUCGAAAGGAGCACGGGGUAGUCGUAUACCGCGGCCUAGUGUGAGUCAGGGCUGCAGUCGUGAGGCCAGUCGAGAGAGCAGCAGAGACACCAGCCCUGUGCGCUCCUUCACGCCGCUUGCUUCACGACACUACUCUCGCUCUACUGGUGCUCUUCAUGCUCCAGAUGCCUUUGGGGCAGCAGGUUCGGGUUUGGGGAUCUCUCAGUCCAGUCGUCUCUCUUCCUCUGUCAGUGCCAUGAGAGUGUUAAAUACGGGGUCAGACGUAGAGGAGGCCCUCGCUGAUGCACUGCUGUUAGGAGAUAUGCGGAGCAAGCAGAAGAAACCAGCUCGGCGGCGGUACGAGACCUACGGCAUGUAUUCUGAUGACGAUGCCAACAGCGAUGCAUCAAGUGCUUGCUCAGAGCGUUCAUAUAGCUCACGCAAUGGCAGUAUUCCCACGUACAUGCGUCAGGCGGAGGAUGUGGCCGAAGUGCUUAACCGCUGUGCCUCGGCCAACUGGUCCGAGAGGAAAGAGGGGCUGAUGGGAUUACAGGCUCUGCUAAAGAACCAGCGUGCUCUCAGCCGAGUUGAGCUCAAGAGGUUGUGUGAGAUUUUUACCAGGAUGUUUGCAGACCCUCACAGCAAGCGUGAGUCCAGAGGCUUCGGCACGGCAGAAUCCGGUAUCAGUUCCGCCUCCUUUAAGGUGUUUAGCAUGUUCUUGGAGACACUGGUGGACUUCAUAAUGGUUCAUAAGGCAGAUCUGCAGGACUGGCUGUUUGUGCUGCUUACACAGCUACUAAAGAAGAUGGGCGCUGACCUCCUCGGCUCUGUACAGGCCAAAGUACAGAAAGCCCUCGACGUCACAAGGGAGUCUUUUCCUAAUGAUCUGCAGUUCACAAUUCUCAUGAGAUUCACCGUAGACCAGACACAGACACCCAACUUAAAGGUGAAGGUGGCCAUUUUGAAGUACAUAGAGACCCUGACGCUACAAAUGGAGCCACAGGACUUUGUGAACUCCAGCGAGACCAGACUUGCAGUCUCCCGCAUCAUCACAUGGACCACGGAACCCAAGAGCUCUGACGUCAGGAAGGCAGCCCAGUCUGUGCUGAUUGCACUGUUCCAGUUGAAUACACCAGAGUUCACCAUGCUUCUUGGUGCACUACCUAAAACCUUCCAAGAUGGGGCUACCAAACUCCUUCAGAACCACCUACGCAGCACUGGCGGCGUAGCACCAGCCCCAGUGGGUAGCCCCCUGACACGACACACACCGAGGUCACCAGCCAGUUGGUCUAGUCCUCUAACAUCCCCUACCAACACGUCACAGAAUACGCCUUCCCCUAGUGCAUUUGAUUAUGAUACAGAGAAUAUGAACUCGGAGGAGAUCUACAGCUCUCUGCGUGGCGUUACCCAAGCCAUCCAGAACUUCAGUGUGCGGAGCCAAGAGGAUAUGACUGAACCUCCUCGCAAAAGGGAGGGAGACGGAGAAGAGGGUGGUGCUGAGACUACGGAUACUGGUCGGACAGCCCUGGAUAACAAAACGUCUCUGCUGAACACCAUGCCCCUCCUCUCCUCUAGUCCCCGCCCAAGCAAGGAGUAUCAGCCAGGUAGUUACUCAGACUCUUCCUUCGGCUCCUCCCCCUUUAGUAAGAGCCUGAAAGAUGUACUGGACCAAGACGGCGAGGGCCUUACGGAUGAUAGCAGUGUGGACCAGUCAGAGGUGGUGGCCGAGCUGUUAAAGGAGCUGUCCAAUCACAGCGAGCGGGUGGAGGAGAGGAAGGCAGCGCUCUGUGAACUCAUGCGGCUGAUCAGGGAAACACAGUUGCACGUCUGGGAUGAACAUUUUAAAACUAUUCUCCUGCUGCUGCUGGAAACCCUGGGGGAUGGAGAGCAUGUGAUUCGUGCACUGGCACUGCGGGUGCUGAAGGAGAUUUUGAACAGGCAGCCCUGGCGCUUUAAGAACUAUGCAGAGCUCACCAUUAUGAAGACCUUGGAAGCACACAAAGACCCACACAAAGAGGUGAUCCGAGCAGCAGAAGAAGCAGCGGCCAUGCUGGCAAGUUCCAUCAGCCCGGAGCAGUGCAUUAAGGUGUUGUGUCCCAUCAUUCAGUCUGCAGACUAUCCCAUCAAUCUGGCUGCCAUCAAGAUGCUCACCAAAGUAAUUGAGCGACUGCCCAAGGAAAGUCUGCUCCAGAUGCUGCAGGAGAUUGUCCCUGGACUCAUUCAGGGUUAUGAUAACUCUGAGAGCAGUGUACGGAAAGCUUGCGUGUUCUGCCUUGUUGCCAUCUAUGCCAUCAUCGGGGAGGAUCUCAAACCUUACCUCAGCCAACUGUCUGGCAGCAAGCUGAAGCUGUUGAAUCUGUAUAUAAAGCGCGCUCAGAGUGGCUCCAGCGGAAGUGACCAGUCGUCAGAUGUGGGAGGUCAAGGCCUGUAGCUGAGCCCACGGGACUUUGAGGGCAGGAGCCCUAGCAGGCUUUUUAACAUGCAUACAAACACUCAGACCGCUAUAAACUUACACAGGCUUACAGAUACACACAUGCACACACAAGUAUGGACUUGCACUGCUGGACACCUUCCUUUGCCCCUCCCCUACCUUCCAGCUGCGGUCUGAAGCCAUGUGGGGCAGCGUGGAUCAGAUUCCAACACUUCCUGUUAAACCGAAUUCUUCUUCUUUUUGUGUGAGCAUGACUCAUUGUGGUGCUGGUGGUAAGCUUUGGUAACAAAGUGUGUGUGUCUGUGUGAGAGAGAGUGCGUGAGUGUGUGAGUGAGAGAGCGAGCGAGAGCAAGUUUACUUACCUGUUAAAAUCCCAGCAGUGAGAUAAAAAAGGAGAGAGGGGAGGCUUUAGGUGUCACUCUGCAAUAUCAAGAUCAUUUCUUUAAGAUCAAGGAGCUUCUGAGGAAACUCAGAUUCACAAGAUGCAACUCAAAACUCUGAGCAACAGAAUCUGAGCAGAAAUUUCAUUACCAGUGCUUACAGCUCUUUGAUUAUUAAUGGUCGUAUCACUUCAUAACACUGAAUGGUUGGUUCAGCUUGCUCUAUUAUAUGGCAUACUUUGCUUGGCUAUCUGCAUGUCAUGAUUAAAACCAACCCUUUUUAUCUGGUCACCUGUAGGACUUAAUGGGUCUGGUGACCCACUCACAUGUCCAAGGUUUGUGUCGCAGUUGGACUGCGAAGCCAGAUGUCAUUUGAAUACAUAGGCAAUAUGUAUCUAUACAACACAACAAGAGUAUUCGAGAAAAAUCUUGUGUUAUUUGGAGGGCGUGUAGAUUCUUUUAAGUAGCAUAGUGUCAUUUCUUCUCCGAAGGGAAAUUUGUAGAAAUGUAUUUACGCAUUCUAAUGGAAAAACUGAUGUGUGUCUUUCUCCUUUCUGUAGUUUCUCUUUCUCCCCUGUGAGGAAAUCGUUUCCUCUGGUUUCCCCACUGCAUUUCUAAAGCUAUGCUAACAAUAAAAUGAAAAUAAAAAAUGUACAGACAUGAGUAAA
Molecule: messenger RNA, 6573 nt
Organism: Pangasianodon hypophthalmus (striped catfish)
Lineage: Eukaryota; Metazoa; Chordata; Actinopteri; Siluriformes; Pangasiidae
Gene: clasp2
Product: cytoplasmic linker associated protein 2
Exons: 43
Coding region: 837-5525 (1562 amino acids)
Biological process (GO): mitotic spindle assembly
Cellular component (GO): microtubule organizing center; spindle microtubule; mitotic spindle
Molecular function (GO): microtubule binding
Source: RefSeq, a predicted model, not a curated record